Messenger RNA from Amoebophrya sp. A25, 3636 nucleotides. Lineage: Eukaryota; Dinophyceae; Syndiniales; Amoebophryaceae. The record is from the annotation of a GenBank genome assembly.
AUGGUUUCGCUCAGCACGGGAGACACGAAAUCCGUGAAGACGAAGAAUCUUCGGCUUAUCAUUGACUCGGUCGACAUGGACGGCCAGAACACCAGCGGCUUCUCCGCGAUGAUCCGUAACCGAUUUGAGCAGAACACGCGCUCAGUAGAAGUGCAGCGCGCUGUUGCUUUGGUUAAGGUCACAGGUUUUUGUUUCCCUUCUAUUCUCGGCAUGCAUCUUGUUGCCCUUUUGCUUCCCUUCUAUUCUUUUCAUGGGAAGAAAAGGGGUCGAGAUGACGGGCCGAGAUGAAUAAAAGCCGACUCUAAUUUGGAGGUCGAGAAGCAAAGACGACGCCUCAGAGAACGCCAAGCAGUCGCAAGGGACGAUCCCGAAGAAGAGGCUAUGGUUGCUCGCGCCGCACAAAGAUAUCGUGCCGCACAUGAGAUCUUCGUUGCCGCAGGCCCUUUUUUAGGCAAGAAUAUUACUCGUGAUACGUGGUCUUCUAGUAAUGCGAAGGUCGUGGGAGCGGUUGGAGGAGGUGGUCCAGGUUCAGAAUACGAGGAAUGGCAAGAAAAAAUCACGGAGGUUUUAGAAAUGUGUGAUUCCAUUUUGGAGAAAAAAGUUCCAGGAGUCAAAGACAAGAAGAAAAAGGACAAGAAGAACACCGCUCUUGGUGCUAGAAUCUCCGAAAAGCUGCAAAAGGUUGAUCGUGAAGAUCACGUUGAUCCUGACUUCGAUUAUGAAGAAGAAAUUGAUGUAGAAGUGUUACAGCGACGCUCCCCGAAUAUCGUGACCCUCGUCGAACAACUUCAAGCACAAUGCAGGCACUCGCUGCUGACCGCAGACGAAGAUCUGACAGAACAGGAGGUGGAAGAUGACGACGAUGCUGAAGACUUAGUUGUGCAACAGCAGCACGAGGUGGAAGAAGAAGAACAGCAACAGGAGGCUGCAGAUCCAGAUGAUCAUCUUGAGUUCCACGAUGCAAUAUCUCCCGCCAAGUCCUCCUCGCUUGCAGAAGAGGUUCCUGGCCGCGACCGUUUCUCGCCAGAAGAUUUCACGGACGCGCAACAAGAGCUGUGGGAGAAGAUUCUUGAAGAACAAUCGAAGAUCGUUGGUGAGCAAUCUCCGUCUUCGCAGACGGCAUCUUCUCCGUCUGAAGGGAGCACGAGGACCAGCUUCAAAUUCUAUCUGAUAGACAAAACGAAAACCACGACUACUGCUGCAGCUAGUGCGGUGGUGGCGGACGAGAGCAGCGACUCUGUGAAGCCUGAGGAAAGCACCUACACGACUACUAAGAAGCCGGCGAGCAAAUCAACGACAGCGCCAAGAGCGGUAUCUCCUCGCGUCGAAACUGCAGGUACUGGCAAGAUUCUGUGUCCAGAUUGUAACGAAACGUGGACUGGCGGAAAGAGCGAGCUGAAACGUCACCGCGCCAAGGUUUGCAGUAUGCGCUUGGUGCGUUGUCCGAACUUGGGGUGCAGCGCGAAAAAGAAGCAAGUUCCGUUUUGCGAGUUGAAGAACCAUUUGGAGUUUGAAUGUGCGGGGAGAAACGUAUCGUGCGAGAUGUGCCAACUUCCGGUUCGCGCCUCAGAACUGAGCGUUCACCAACGCGACCACUGCGAAGAGCGCGCCGUCAAGUGCAAUCAAGCCUCCAUGGGCUGCAAUUGGACCGGGCCGUACCGAUUUCAGGCAGCACACGAGACUAUUUGUCCUUACGUGUCGUACGACUGUGUCUGGUGCUUUCAGCGAAUGCCGCAACACGAAAUGGCACAUCAUGAGUGUCGUGCGGUCAACGGCGACAAAGAAGAGUGCGGUCUCUGUUCACGCACGUUCGCUGACCUGCUCUCGGACAACGUCGUUCCGGCUAUUCUGGUUCGGGACAGUUUCCGUUCCUGCAAGUGCAAGCAGACGCAUAUCUGCACCGCUUGCGCUCAGACGUGGGUCGAUCAGUCACGUAGCAAUUCGAAUAGCACGACACCUGAUCCAGACAGCACAGAGGAUGGCGAAAUCCUCGCGAAGUGUCCCUACUGUCAAAUGGGAUAUAAUGGCGUUUCGGGCCUCGCGCGGCAUCUCGUUCUCACGUGUGCUCACAGCCACAUCAACAAGGAUAGAAAAGGCAACACUAUUAACAUUAAGGGUUGAAACAUUUCAUUUUUACAAGCCUUCUCUACUUGAGAUUGCUACUAAAAAAUGAAAUGUUUCAACCUUUAAUAACAAAAUGAACCAACUACAGGUUGCAGCUUCAGCAGUAGCUUCUCCUUCGUCGUCAGAAAAGUUUGCACCUGCAACGAGAGGACGACGCAAUGACCAACAUGAAAAUAAACUUAAACAAAAGGAAGACCUUGACCUACUCCUACAAGAACAAGCUCAGCAGGCUCAGGAGCAACAGAAAAAACUUCUCCAACAAGCUCAACAAGCUGAAGAGCGAGCUGCACAACAACAAGAGAGAGAACGUCUACGCCGCAUGCAAGAAGUUCCCUUACCAGAACAGGCACGGCCCAACACGGUCCAUUGGGUGUCCCCGCUAGAGAUCCGCUUCGCCCACGACUCUGUUCAUCCCGAGUUCAAGGACUGCGACGACUACCGCACUGGCGUACAUCUUCGGAAUCAGGGAAUCCUAGACUCUCUCCAGGAAGUGUUGGAGAGUGAUCGAAGAGGAGAACUGCCGAGAACGCUGGACUGCCUCGAGGUCUGCUGGGAUCCUCGUGGAGUCGAUGGAGGAGGAGGAUGUAGUGCUGCAUUUGGAUCGAGCUCGAGCAUCGUCCAAGGGCGCGACAUGAUGUUUGUGGCGGGCACAGGAAAUAGGAGGUUAGCAAUGUGGCGCUUGCUAGCGAUUUACCGACCCGAGCGAUGGCGCCGCAUCAAAGUCAAAUUUAUCGAUGCCAGGAGAGCCUGGCAACGGUCAGAGAGCUUCCGGAAAAAGUGGAGCACGCCAUGUAACGGUCGCUGGGUAGAGAUCCGCCACGUGCUGUCAUCCAACAGUGCGAAGCUGUGCUAUCUUCCUGCUGUGGUAGGAAUGUCGAAGAGGGGAGACGAGGACUUUGAUUUCGAGAAUGAAAAAGACGUCAUGGAAAAAGAUCCGGGAGUGCGCUGGCCUGACGCUGUCAGACUGAUGUUGAAAGACUCUUCGCAUUCAUACUAGCUUAUUGGACAUACCUGUAGCUCUUGUUCAAGAUGAGACUGUAUUGAUGAUGAAGAUGAUGCCCAUGCUCGGGGUUUACAACAUUGCAGACGAAAGUAAAAGCCUCCAUUUGAAUUGGCAAUAUCUAGGAUGGGUCCUCUGUAGAACCAUACUACAGAUGAAAUAUUCGAUUCUUAUCGUGAUAUUGAUAUUGUGUCUUUGUUUUUAGAGGUUGUUGCCGAAUCUGAAUGAUGUAUGACAAUAAUUCCAAUUUUUGUGAGCUGACAUUUGGAUUGGCCCGACAUUUGGAUUGGCCCGAUUCCGUUUUCUUCUUGCGUGUCGUCAUUUCGUUCCGAAUGUUGACAAACCAUUAGCUACUACAUUCAUUUUUUCCCAAGAUACGAUUUCUUUAUCCCGGCAACGCCAUGCGGGUCAUUUCUAGUACCAUCGCAAUAUUGUUGAAGAUUCAUGGCACUAGGGCACCACAGAGCUGACGAGACUGGCGGGUCGCAAGCGGCGGCAAUCAGGAUGCAAAC